GUACAUCUAACCUUUAUUAUUAUUCCGAACUGUGGAAAAGCACCUCCUCCUUACCAUGUCCUUUCCCACGCCUACCAAUUCGAUCCUCAACCGGGACGAGAGCGAUGUCGCGCGGAUGUCGCAGGUAAUCUACGAGAAUGAGUCCCUCAAAAUCCAGAUCGAGACGCUGCAGGAGAAGUUGCAGAGCACCGGCUUGCUCAAGCUGGAGAAUCUGCGCCACGAAAACGAGAACCUGCGCAGUGAGGGGGCAAAGCUUCAGGUGCAGCUGGACGAGAAGACGGCGCAGCUGGAGCGCUACACGUCCUCCGACGACCGCUUCUCGAACAUUGACGAAUCGCUGCACGAGCUGCUGACGCAGAUUCGAACCCAGCGGACGGAGUUAGCAGGAAUGAAGGAUCUGACGCGGGAGAAAGACGCACGCAUUGCGGAGCUCACGGGGCUGCUGAAUCACUCGGAGACGGAGUUGAAAGAAGCGCGCACGCAGCUGACGGCGGCCUCUGCGGACACCGCCCAGCAGAACACACAAGCGGCUGAAGCGAACGCGCUGCGGGAACAGGUGGCGCAGCUCAGCACAGAAGUGGAGACGCUUCGGCGCGCCUCAGAAGAAGAGGCGGCGGGCCUGCAGAAAGACUUGACGGCGGCGCAGUCGGAGUUGCUGGCACUGAAAGCAGACGCAGCCACCAAGUCAGCGGUGAAGGGCCAGCGCAUGACCUCGCAGGAGCAGGACAUGGCGGCGUGUCGGGAGCGGGAGGCGAGCUCGCAACGGCAGGUUGUCGAGCUGCAGGCCAGAAUGGAGAUGCUGCGGACGGAGUGCUCCCAGUUGAGGGAGACUCAGGCGGACCUUCAGCGCAGGCUGCAGCAGCAGCAGCAGCAAGCAGUCGCCUCCUCCGCUGUGGCCAACGCCUGCAAACUUGUGGAUUUGUACUGCCCCGAGGUGAAGGCACACGUGGAGAAGGCCGUGCAGAACGCAACAGAGGGCAUUCAGCGGCGUCUGCGCGAGCAGGUAGAGCAGAACACGUCUUUGCUCUCUCGGAUGGCGCUCAUCCAGCAAGAAAGCGAGGACAUGAUGAAGUCGAAGGGCAUGUCCAACCACGAGGUCACAGUUAUGAAGGAACGCGUCGACAUACGCACCCGCCGCAACGAAGCCCGCCAUAGCAUGCAGCGUCGAGUGGCGGAGCUGCUCUCCGGCUCGGAGGUGAACAAGAAGGACAUCGAGUUGUUGCUCCAAGAAAUGCUAGACUAUCAAGAGGAGCAGGAUCAGGAGAACCGCACGAUGCUGUUAGUGAAGGACAUGGAGGCCGAGGAGCGGGAGCGCGCGCUGCGCCGGGAGCUGAAGCGCAUCAAGGACGAAAACGCGUCUCUGAUGAAGCAGUUGCAGCAGCUGGCGAUGGAGGGCUUCCACCGCGAUCGCAGCAACAGCCAAUCCGGUACGAUGCCUUCUCCCCGAGAGGCGGGGGCUCCUCCAGCUGCUCUGCCGACACACAACUACGGCGCAGUGCCGGUCACCAUGCCUGCCCCUCCUGCGGCUACCUCGCAGCGCAACCCGCCCUCGGAGCAGACCAAUACGGUAUCCGAGCCGGCGUACUCGCAUGCCACGGACAGGCAGACCGCCGUAGGGGCCAAUCCCCCACUCCCCGGGCCCAACGCGGCCCCCCCCUCCCUCCAGCAAACACCACCGCCACAACGACGACCCCCUCACCACUUCGGCGGUGAUCUCUGGUCCAACACACCUUCGCGGUCAACGGAACUGCAUGCCCAGCCACUGUACACGCAGCUUCCAGGAGGACAUAUCGAUCCGCAGCAGCACCAGCCACAACCACAACACGCUUUUAGCGGGUGUGCAACUGGUGCUGGUGCAAGCCCAGAUCCGAAUCGAAACGUGAUGGUACACUGCCCUGCGUGUACGUACAAGCAGCGCUACGGCAACCACAAGUGCGAGAUCUGCGAGGCGGUGUUGAAGCUGAACUAG
Leptomonas pyrrhocoris is the source of this 1969-nucleotide messenger RNA. RefSeq lists its product as hypothetical. The transcript has a single exon. The coding region runs from base 56 to 1969 and encodes 637 amino acids. NCBI's taxonomy places the organism in Eukaryota, Euglenozoa, Kinetoplastea, Trypanosomatida, Trypanosomatidae. The record is from RefSeq and is a predicted model, not a curated record.